CGACUGCAGCCAAGUUGAGUAAGCAUUUUAGUUGCUCACGAGAAGAUCGCCGGUGAGGUAUCCGAAAAGCAGCCCACAAUCUCGUAAACCACGUAUACGAUAUAUCUCAGGGCAAUGCAAACCCCAAACAACAACGACAGUCAGCUUAUUCUGGUGCAGCAGAAUUUGCGAACACUGUCUCAUGAACUAGUUAGGAGCCAUGCUGAUCAUGUAGAGCAACUGGAUCUAAGCCAUAACUGCUUGAAGGAUUUGUCCUGGCUGGCGGAGUUCGAGCAGCUACGUCACUUGGUCCUAGAUAGCAAUAGAAUGCAUGAAGCUCAUCUAAGAACGUUGACACGCCCUCUGCCCCAAUUAGAAGUACUUAUGCUCAACAAAAACGAGUUCAGCGACCUGCCAACGACAAUGCGUCUGAUCAGAAGGUUUUUUCCCAACCUGCAAUAUUUGAGCUUCCAUGGCAAUCCAAUCUGCCCAGAUGGUCUGGAACUACAGCCCUUCUCCAGUUACCUAAGCUACGACUAUGCAUACUACAGCAAUUACAUUGCACAGUCGCUCAGCAAGCUGAAAUUCCUGGAUCAUGGACUGGUUCAACGCACCUACCAGUACGAAAGUUUCCCGCUUAAAAGUUAUGCUGGAAAGCAACUGAUACAAACAACUAGUUUCUGAGGUGGCGACCUGAUAAAAAAGAAAAUUAUUUAAAUAUAUAUAUUAGAAAUAAGAUACGAAAGUCAUGUCGUUUACAUGAAAUAUUAAAAGUACAUAUAUUUUCAA
Messenger RNA from Drosophila elegans, 768 nucleotides. RefSeq names its product leucine-rich melanocyte differentiation-associated protein. Gene Ontology annotation, biological process: melanocyte differentiation. Gene Ontology annotation, molecular function: protein binding. Bases 115 to 663 code for a protein of 182 amino acids. The record is from RefSeq and is a predicted model, not a curated record. The transcript is spliced from 4 exons. Lineage: Eukaryota; Metazoa; Arthropoda; Insecta; Diptera; Drosophilidae.